UGUAGCCACGGCGCUUAGAGAUAAAGGAAGUCGACACUGACCUUGGGUUCCCGGACGCUCUGAAGUUAUGGGGCACGGACACAGCAGUAUAAGAAAUCGUCCUUAUAUACCACGUGCGAAUGCUGAUAUGGGAAUUGCUGUGGACUUGGAGCUUGGGCAACCAGGCUGGGAUGGCAACAACCAUGCCACAAGGACAAACGUUAUUAGACGUGAGGGUGUAUACUUCCAUCGACAGUGCAAGAGUCUGCGUGAGCCGAGGAUAUCUCCAUCUACAAAAUUCAUUCAGCACUGGAAGAGUCCUUGUGAAUCAUUGCCGUAUGUGGAGCCAAAAGUGUACCCGAUUAUCAUGCCACGUGAACUGUGCAAGGAGGGGGAUGAAUAUCAUGAAGACUGUCCUCAGAAUUUCCCGCGUUUUUUAACACCUAUGCUCAACAAGAACUAUCGGCUGUUUAUGAAGCUACAUGGAUGCUCGAACAGUGAUAGGUCUCUCGAGGGGAUUCGAGAAGGGCCAUAUCUGCUCCGAAAUCUACGGUUCCUCAGAAUCAAAUUCAUGCAGCAUCCUCUUGGCGAAGGCAUCCGAGUAGCUCUGGAGGAGAAUCACAGCGUCAAGAGGAACAGAGAGCCGCGCUACCGCCCGAUGUACCCCAAGACGAUAAUCUUGGACCACAUCAACCAAAGCGUCUUAAUUUGCGGCGUGGAUUUCCAGCUCAUGGUUCACCGCCCCCCUGCAGAUGCCCAAUCUAGUCAGUUCCUCAAUGACGAGAUCCCCCGGCUGGUCGGCACCUACUGUCGGGAACUGGACACCCAAGCUCAGAUGUGUAUCGAGUGGAAGGUGGCCCUCUACCGCUGGUACAACCAGGCACAGGGAUAUGACAUGGAGGUCACAGAGCCCUAAGCCAACCCAGGGCUUACCGUUUACUUUGGUUGUUAAAAACAAAAUUGUGUUCCUCUUAGUGCUUCAAGACAAACAGUUGUUUUAUCUGUACCACUGCACAUUCCUUUUUAUUGUGUGUUUUUUUGUUUUGGGUGUGUGUGGUUGGGGGAGAGGGAUGGGGAAGAAAACUCCUUAGGCCAAUUUUAUCAUUUCCCCCAAGAAUACUAGUCUUUUAGUAUUUUACCAUGUCAUCUGUUCAUGCUUGUUUUUGACAUUUUUCAUGGUUAGAUAAAACAUUUGUUGCAUCAUGUUUAAAUCGUUUAUGUGGUAUUACUUUAGGUAUUGUUUUAUACAUAAGUGAUAUUGAAAGAUCAAAUUAAUCUGUACAUUUUACCUAAUUUGAAAAUAAUUUUUAGGUUGCCAUUUGGAGGAAAUAAUUUUGUUUUGAUAUCUUGAAUUUGCAUUUGUUAAAAUUGUUUGUAUGUAUGAUUUGGAACGUGACAAUGAUUUAAUUUUGCUUGUUUUAAGUCAUGAUAUAAAGUGAUCUAUAUUUGAAAUGAAGAGAUCAAUAUUUUGUUGUCACAGCACAAUUUACCAUUUGGUUGUUAGAACAAUACAGAAUGUUUUAUAAUUUGGUGUUGUUUCAAUCAUGAUAUAAAACAAUGUCUAUUAUAAGUUUUGUCAAGACAAAUGUUUUGUCAUUUAUCAUUUGGUUUGAAUGUUUGCUGAGCAAGCAGUAUAUAUUUGUCAAGGCAAAUGAUGAUUGGUUGGUUUGAAUGGGACUUUACUGCAAGGAAAUGUUUUUCUUUUGGAGCUUGUUAGAACAGUGUUACAAAAUGAUUUAAAUAUUUCAGAGCUGAUGAUUGUGUCUUGUGGAUCCUGGUAUUGUUUUUUUCUGUUUAAAUAAAUACAUGUGAUGUCAACACUUUGCGUUUAGU
Haliotis rufescens (red abalone) is the source of this 1812-nucleotide messenger RNA. RefSeq lists its product as uncharacterized. Bases 68 to 895 code for a protein of 275 amino acids. The transcript has 2 exons. NCBI's taxonomy places the organism in Eukaryota, Metazoa, Mollusca, Gastropoda, Lepetellida, Haliotidae. The record is from RefSeq and is a predicted model, not a curated record.